Molecule: messenger RNA, 897 nt
Organism: Gamsiella multidivaricata
Lineage: Eukaryota; Fungi; Mortierellomycota; Mortierellomycetes; Mortierellales; Mortierellaceae
Product: phosphoribosylaminoimidazole-succinocarboxamide synthase
Exons: 5
Coding region: 1-897 (298 amino acids)
Biological process (GO): 'de novo' IMP biosynthetic process
Cellular component (GO): cytoplasm
Molecular function (GO): phosphoribosylaminoimidazolesuccinocarboxamide synthase activity
Source: RefSeq, a predicted model, not a curated record
AUGGCUGCCGUUGUUACCACAAACUGCCCCGAUCUCGAGCUGAUCGCACGCGGAAAGGUUCGCGAUCUCUACAGGGUCGACGCCAACUCGCUCCUCUUUGUCGCCACAGACAGGAUCAGUGCCUUCGAUGUCAUUAUGAAGAAUGGCAUCACCAACAAAGGGAAACUCCUCACAGAGAUCAGUAUCUUCUGGUUUUCGUUCCUCAAGGAUGUCUUGCCCAACCAUUUGAUCACCGCCAACUUUGAGGAGAUGCCCGACAAGGUCAAGCAGUACCGUGAUCAGCUCGAGGGCCGAUCCAUGCUUGUCAAGAGUCUGCGUGUGCUCCCAAUUGAGUCGAUCGUCAGAGGAUAUAUCACUGGUUCUGCAUGGUCAGAAUACAAGAAGAAGGGAACAGUCUGUGACAUCAAGCUCCCCGUCGGCUUGCAGGAGAGCGAAGAGUUCGAGAAGCCAUUGUGGACUCCCAGUACCAAGGCCGAGAUUGGUGACCAUGACGAAAAUAUCCACCCAGACAAGGUCCCAGCAAUCAUUGGCGAGAAGCAUGCUGCUGAGAUGGCUAAGAUCUCGAUUGAGCUGUAUACCAAGGCCCGCGAUUACGCAAAGGACCACGGCAUUAUCAUUGCCGACACUAAAUUCGAAUUUGGUGUCGAUGAGAAUGACAAUCUCUACUUGAUCGAUGAGGUUUUGACCCCAGACUCGUCGCGCUUCUGGCCCGCAGAUAAGUACAAGGUCGGCGGUAGUCAGGAUAGCUUUGAUAAGCAGUACCUUCGCAACUACCUUGAGUCCAUUGGUUUCGACAAGAGCACCGGAAUCACUCUUCCUCAGGAUGUUGUCGAUAAGACGAUGUCAAAGUACCAAGAGGCAUACAAGCUGCUCACCGGAAAGGAUGCCCAGCUCUGA